UAUAUGGACGAGCGCGCGCUGCGUGGAGUAACUUCAGCACCUGGACAGCGACCUCCGCGAGACAGGCGUCACAUUGCUACAGAAGCGCGCGGCGCCACGCGCUUCGAAAUGGCUUGAAAUACCGCAUUAAAGUGCUCCGCUGUAGUCUUUUGCUGUUGAAAAGCCGGUCUCUUAGGCUGAAUUUCAUCGACACUGAGUACCAGAGCUGAGAAGCGUCGGUUAGUGCGGGUCUCGCUCAUCUAGAGGCUUCGCUCUGUGGAACUGCUCUUCCGGACAGCGCGCGCGACAAGGAAAAGUAACUGCGUCUCCGCUCAUCACACUGUACUCGAAGAUGGAGCCACGCGCCGGGACCGGACUGAAGCUCUUGCUGUGGAUUUUAAGCCACAUCAGCAUCUCUCGGGCAGCUUCUCCAUCAUCCCAAAAAUGUGAUGAAGCUCUGGUCACUCCACUUCCCCAUAAUGCCUUCACCAGCUCCUCUGUGUUCACUAGUGGCUAUGCACCUGGAUAUGCCAAGCUAAACAAAAGAGGAGGUGCUGGGGGCUGGUCUCCGCUGGACAGUGAUCAUUACCAGUGGCUGCAGGUCGACCUGGGAAGCAGGAAACAGGUCACAGCCAUCGCCACGCAGGGUCGAUAUAGCAGCUCUGAUUGGACGACACGUUACCGGCUGCUCUAUAGUGACACAGGCAGGAACUGGAAACCAUACCAUCAAGAUGGCAACAUCUGGGCAUUUGCCGGUAACUCCAACACAGAGAGUGUGGUUCGGCAUGACCUGCAAAACCCAACUGUGGCACGUUUUUUGCGCAUCAUUCCUUUAGACUGGAGUGAAGAGGGACGGAUUGGACUCAGGUUCGAGAUCUAUGGGUGCCCGUAUUGGGCAGAUGUGAUUAAUUUUGACGGGCAGGGGGUGAUCUCUUACCGCUUCAAAAUGAAGAAGAUGAAGAUUUUGAAGGACGUAAUAGCCCUGAAGUUUAAAACAUCAGAGAGCGAAGGGGUGAUUCUGCACGGAGAGGGGCAACAGGGUGACUACAUUACCUUGGAGUUGAGGAGAGGCCGGCUACUGCUGCAGAUAAACCUCGGAAGUAAUCAGUACGGCUCCAUCCUGGGCCAUACAUCUGUGACUAGCGGCAGUCUGCUGGACGAUCAUCAUUGGCAUUCUGUAGUAAUUGAGCGCUACAGGAGAAAUGUCAAUUUCACCCUUGAUCAGCAUACUCAGCACUUCCGCACCAACGGGGAGUUUGACCACCUUGACCUGGACUAUGAGCUGACUUUCGGAGGAAUGCCUUAUUCUGGGAAGCCAGUCUCAGGAGGAAGAAGAAACUUCAAAGGCUGCAUGGAAAGCAUAAACUACAAUGGAGAGAACAUCACUGACCUGGCCAGACGAAAAAAACUGGAUUCUUCUAGUUUCCGGAACCUGACAUUCUCCUGUGUGGACACGCACACGUUCCCCGUCUUCUUCAACGGUACCAGCUUUCUGCAGCUGCCAGGGAGGAGGGACCACAAUAUGGUGUCUGUGGGAUUCCAGUUCCGUACCUGGAACCCCAGCGGCCUGCUCCUGUUCAGCUCCUUUGCAGAUGGAAUGCUGGAAUUGGCUCUAAACGACGGAAAAGUCACAGCGCACAUUAACGUCACUCAGCAGAAAAACAUGCGCGUGGACAUUGCAUCAGGUUCUGGUCUGAAUGAUGGAGAAUGGCAUGAUGUUCGUUUCCUGGCCAAAGAGAAUUUUGCCAUGUUGACCACUGAUGGGGAUGAAGCAUCAGCAGUGAGAACCACCUCGCCUGUCCAGAUCACAACAGGAAGCACGUACCACUUUGGAGGUUAUUUUUUAAGAACCAGAGCAUCUCCCAUCCAGCGCUCUUUCCAGGGCUGCAUGCAGCUCAUUCAGGUGGACGAUCAGCUGGCUGACCUCACCGCAGUGGAGCAGGGAAGGAUGGGAGCCUUCGAGAACGUCAGCUUGGACAUGUGUGCCAUCAUUGACAGAUGUAUGCCAAACCACUGUGAACAUGGAGGCCGAUGCAGCCAGACCUGGGAUGGUUUCACAUGCACUUGUGAUGGGACGGGAUACACCGGAGCCACCUGUCACACAUCUGUCUAUGAGCAGUCAUGUGAAGCUUACAAGCAUUUGGGAAGAUCAUCUGAUUCCUUCUGGAUUGACCCAGAUGGAAGUGGACCGUUAAGUCCUUUUAAAGUCAUCUGUAACAUGACAGAGGACAAGGUUUGGACGACUGUGGUGAAUAACCUGCCGGCGCAGACAGCAGUGACCGGCUCCAGCCGGGAGAGACGGACAGUACUGCAGCUGAACUACAGUGCCUCUAUGGAGCAGGUCACAGCUAUUACCAACAGCGCUGAACACUGCGAGCAGCAUGUAGCCUACGCCUGCAGAAUGUCACGCCUACUCAACACACCAGAUGGGACGCCUUACACAUGGUGGGUCGGCCGUGGUAAUGAGAAGCACUUUUACUGGGGUGGCUCUGUGCCGGGCAUUCAGAAAUGUGCAUGUGGCAUUGAGCGCAAUUGCACCGACUCCAAAUACUACUGCAACUGUGACGCUGACCAGAAGCAGUGGAGGGAUGAUUCUGGGCUUCUGGUUUAUAAAGACCACUUACCGGUCAGCCAAGUGGCUGUUGGGGACACAAAUCGACCCGGCUCGGAGGGCAAGCUGACUGUGGGACCUCUCCGUUGCUAUGGAGACCGAAGCUACUGGAACGCAGCAUCAUUCAACACGCCAUCCUCAUACCUGCACUUCUCCACUUUCCAAGGAGAAACCAGUGCUGAUAUCGCAUUUUACUUCAAGACCUCUGCUCCCUAUGGCGUGUUCCUGGAAAACCUUGGAAACACAGAUUUCAUCCGUCUGGAGUUGAAAUCCCCCACGGUGGUGUCGUUUUCGUUCGAUGUUGGAAACGGGCCGGUGGAACUGAACGUGCACUCUCCUACCCCCCUGAACGAUGACCAGUGGCACCGGGUCAGUGCGGAGAGAAACACGAAAGAGGCCAUUCUGCAACUAGACCAAAAAUACAAGGAGGUCAGACCUGCACCUACACAAGGACACACACGCCUGGAGCUCUACAGCCAGCUUUAUGUGGGUUCAGCAGGAGGUCAGAGAGGAUUUCUCGGAUGCAUCCGCUCUCUGAAGAUGAACGGUGUGACCCUUGAUUUAGAAGAAAGGGCAAAAGUCACUCCUGGUGUAAAACCUGGCUGUUCGGGUCACUGCACCAGUUUUGGGAUGUAUUGCCGUAACGGCGGCAAGUGUGUGGAGAAAUACAACGGCUAUUCUUGUGACUGCUCCACCACUGCUUACGAUGGGCCUUUCUGUUCAAAAGAUGUUGGUGGUUUCUUCGAGGCAGGAACACUGGUCAAGUAUAAUCUGGUUCCUGAAGUGGUGGCUGCAGCUUCCAGCCUAGAUGAGAAGAGCGUUAUCCACAACCUUCCUGUCGAGACCAACCUGACACGUGAAGACCUGACCUUCAGCUUCAGCACCUCCACUUCUCCUAGCCUUCUAGUCUAUGUCAGCUCGAAAACCCAGGAUUACAUGGCCGUGGUGCUCCGUCACAAUGGUACGCUGCAGCUGCGGUACAACUUGGGUGGUCUCAGAGAACCCUUCAGUAUUGAUAUUGACCAGAGAAACUUGGCCAACGGGCAGUCCCACACUGUCAACAUCUCUCGGGUGGAGAGAGACAUAGAAGUCCAGCUGGAUCAUUAUCCUCCCAUCAGCUACACCCUCCCAGAAGCAUCAGACACACAGUUCACCCUGGUCAAGUCACUCUUCCUGGGUAAAGUCUUUGAAACCGGGUACAUUGAUCCAGUGAUUAUUGAAAAAUACAACACCCCUGGGUUUGUGGGUUGCCUGUCCAGAGUGCAGUUCAACAGCAUUGCUCCUCUGAAAGCCGCUCUCAGGUCCCGUGGUUCUGUUCCUGUCUCUCACCAGGGUAAACUGGUGGAAUCCAACUGCGGAGCUUCACCCCUCACGAUCCCACCCAUGUCUGCUGCAACCGACCCGUGGCACCUAGACGCAGGUGCUGAUUUCCCCUUCAAUGAAGAAAGAGUGAUACCAGAUGGAGUAAACAGGAAUUCAGCUAUAAUAGGAGGAAUCAUUGCAGUGGUGAUCUUCUCUAUUCUGUGCACGCUGGUGUUUCUGAUCCGGUACAUGUUCCGCCAUAAAGGCACCUACCACACCAACGAGGCCAAGGGGGGAGAGUCAUCAGAGUCAGCCGACGCGGCCAUUAUCGGCACCGAGGCCAAUUUCACAGAGACCAUCGACGAAAGCAAGAAAGAAUGGUUCAUCUAAUGGGGGCAUACAGACCCUUUCAGAAUCUUUUUUUGGGAAUCAGAACUAAUGUUUUGGGAUCAAGCUCAUCACCAGUUUGAGAAACUGUCCUGUACAUAGUGGCUGGCUUGUCUCUUUCUAUUGUGUUUUGGCAAAAGUCUUUUAAGUGUCUAAACUCUGGAUCACAUUAAUAAAUCAUUUCACCAUGUGGUCUUUUUUUUCUUUUUUUUGUUACAGAAACCUAAUUAUUUGCCCAAAUCCUCUUUUAUGGAUUUUUUUUAUGUAAGAUUAAUCAUUUUCUUCAUGUUUUUAAUCUUAUAAGAGUCUUUGUGUGGAAAAUGUUUUAGACAGACUGUAAAUGUUAAAUCCUCUAUAUGAAUAUGUGUAUUUAAUUCAUUGCAAAAAUGGCACAGAUACGUUUUAGAUGACAUCAGAUUGUAUAUCAUCAGCGAGGGGAAGAAAAACAAGGCAUGCACCAAGAAUUAUGUCAAAUCAGCGCUGUCUGUUUGUAGCCUUCUGCACAGCUAUGCUCAUUUAUUUCUCGUGGAAGCCUUCAGUUUAUUGUUCCUUGCCAAACACCUCUCAGUCUUAAGCAUUUGUUUUGCUGAAGGCAUGUUUCAUGGCAUAAAGAUGUUAUUUUGAGAGAUCAUUUUGUCUGUGAUUCAUUUAUGCAGGCUGUGGUAAAGCAUUGGCAUAGUGGCAUCUAUAUCAUGAA
Molecule: messenger RNA, 4976 nt
Organism: Carassius auratus (goldfish)
Lineage: Eukaryota; Metazoa; Chordata; Actinopteri; Cypriniformes; Cyprinidae
Gene: cntnap2a
Product: contactin associated protein 2a
Exons: 24
Coding region: 332-4282 (1316 amino acids)
Source: RefSeq, a predicted model, not a curated record